This is a messenger RNA of Aphanomyces astaci, 747 nucleotides long. RefSeq lists its product as hypothetical. NCBI's taxonomy places the organism in Eukaryota, Oomycota, Saprolegniomycetes, Saprolegniales, Verrucalvaceae. Bases 1 to 747 code for a protein of 248 amino acids. The transcript has 2 exons. The record is from RefSeq and is a predicted model, not a curated record.
AUGCCCAUCACCUCCUCUAUUUUGUCGUGGGUCCUGGGAGGUCUGGCGUUGGCCGGCACGACACAUGCGCAAUUCAAUGGCGUCGCCACGACGUAUGGACCGCCCGAUGGCGAGUCUCCGCAAGGCGGUAACUGCGCCCUCAUGACGUGGCUGGACUUCGCACCUCGUUUUCACGCCGCGCUGAACGACAAGCAAUGGUCGUCUGGAGUUCACUGCGGUCGCUGUGUGCUUGUGACGUGUACUGACCCUCGGUGCACAUCGCGUGAAUCUGUCCUCGGACAGGUCACAGACCGAUGUCCUGAGUGUGCUCACGGCGAUUUGGACAUGUCGUUGCCCAUGUUCCACAAGAUCACUGGCUACAACACGGAUAGGCUCACGAUUCAUUGGGACUUUGUCGAUUGUCCCGUGUCUGGAGGGGUCCAAGUGUGCGCCAAGUCCGGCAGCAGCAAGCACUGGCUGUACAUUCAGGCUAGCAAUGCCGUCAACGGCGUCGCGAGUAUGAACAUCAACGGCGCCCCUGCCCCGAUCUUUAGCUCGGCGUACUACUUUAUGUCACAAGCGCUGGGCGUCGAGUUGGCAAACACCGUCGUAUCCAUGACAUCUCACGGAGGCGACACGAUCGACGUCAAAGUGCAGUUGGAGGCUGACAAGUGCACCCAGAUUCCGCAACAGUUUGCCAAGGAAACCACCCACAGAUCCGCCCGCGACGCCCCCACCUGCACCUACAGCACCCCCUGCCACUCCUAA